UGGGUGUUAAGGGACAUGCUGGGAAAUGUAGUUCACCCGCCGCUGCCUGCCGACAGGGGCCCUCGGACCCCUGCCGCCAGCUGUACUACCAGUCCCAGAAUGCUCCGCGCGACGCUGCGAGCCGCCCCAGUUGAAGCGGGUGGCGGCGGAGGGGAGCAAAAAAAAAAAAAAAAAAAAAAACAACAACAAAAAACAAAAAAACCACACCGCAACCCAAAACAAGGAAAUGGUGCAGGGAGGGGGUUCCCGGCGCUGGGGGCGCUGAUCCCGCCGCGCCCCCCUCCCCCAUGGGUGAGCCAUGGACUACGAGUUCAAAUCCAAGCUGGCGGCCGAGCGCGAGCGGGUGGAGGAUCUGUUCGAGUACGAGGGCUGCAAAGUGGGGAGAGGCACCUAUGGGCACGUCUACAAAGCGCGGCGCAAGGACGGAUUCCAGAAGGGCUUCGUGUAUGGACUUCCUGCCUUGGAGGUAGCAGAAUAUUCAGCAGAAGAAAAGAUGAAAAGGAGUAUGCACUGAAGCAAAUUGAAGGUACAGGGAUAUCGAUGUCGGCCUGUAGAGAGAUUGCACUUUUACGAGAAUUGAAGCACCCCAAUGUGAUUGCAUUACAGAAGGUUUUCCUUUCUCACAGUGAUAGAAAGGUUUGGCUGCUGUUUGAUUAUGCUGAACAUGAUUUGUGGCAUAUUAUCAAGUUUCACCGUGCCUCAAAAGCAAAUAAAAAGCCCAUGCAGUUGCCAAGAUCUAUGGUUAAAUCACUACUCUACCAGAUCCUUGAUGGAAUCCAUUACCUCCAUGCAAACUGGGUGCUUCAUAGGGACCUGAGAAUGCUGCCUUUUCUCAGCUAUGAUGUGAUCAGAAUCCUCCUGGCCUCCAGACAAGUAGAAGCUCAUGUCCUGGUCAAAGUCCAAAACUUUCUUAAACCAGCAAACAUUCUGGUAAUGGGAGAAGGUCCUGAAAGAGGAAGAGUGAAAAUAGCUGACAUGGGUUUUGCAAGAUUGUUCAAUUCACCUCUGAAACCUUUAGCAGACUUGGAUCCAGUUGUGGUGACGUUCUGGUAUAGAGCUCCAGAACUGUUACUUGGUGCCAGACAUUACACAAAAGCAAUUGAUAUUUGGGCAAUUGGGUGUAUAUUUGCUGAGCUAUUGACUUCAGAACCUAUUUUUCACUGUCGUCAGGAAGACAUCAAGACAAGCAAUCCUUUUCAUCAUGAUCAGCUAGAUCGCAUUUUUAGUGUAAUGGGAUUCCCAGCAGAUAAAGACUGGGAAGAUAUAAGGAAGAUGCCAGAAUAUCCCACACUUCAAAAAGACUUCAGGAGAACAACAUAUGCCAAUAGUAGCCUCAUAAAAUACAUGGAGAAACACAAAGUCAAGCCUGACAGUAAAGUUUUCCUUUUGCUUCAAAAACUUCUUACCAUGGAUCCUACGAAGAGAAUUACCUCAGAGCAGGCUUUGCAGGAUCCCUAUUUCCAGGAGGAUCCAUUGCCUACAUCAGAUGUAUUUGCUGGCUGCCAGAUUCCUUAUCCAAAACGAGAAUUCCUCAAUGAGGAUGAACCUGAAGAGAAAGGAGAAAAGAAUCAACAGCAACAGAAUCAACAUCAGCAACAACCAGCACCUCAGCAGCAACCGCAAGCAGCACCUCAGCAGCAGCAGCAGCAGCCGCAGCAAAGCAGUACCCAGACGAACGGGACUGCAGGGGGAGGUGGCGCAGGAGGAGGCGGUGGCGGCGGCGGCGGCACUGGGGCAGGACUCCAGCACAGCCAGGACUCCAGCCUCAGUCAGGUGCCUCCAAAUAAGAAACCACGCAUAGGGCCUUCAGGCACUAACUCAGGCGGGCCUGUCAUGCCUUCAGAUUAUCAGCACUCCAGUUCACGCCUCAGUUACCAAAGCAACAUUCAGGGAUCUUCUCAGUCCCAGAGUACAAUGGGCUAUUCCACAUCAUCUCAACAGAGCUCUCAGUAUCAUCAGUCUCAUCAGUCUCAUAGGUACUGAGACCUAAUAGACUGCGCUUAGAAAGGAAUGGACUAAAAGUCAAAAGACUCCAGCAAUAUGAAGUUCCUAACAAUGAGAAGAACCAAAAAUGCAAACUGUGAUACAGAUUUAAAAUUCACAAUUAUAAAAGGAAAACUUUAUUUACUGAAGAUUUUUUUUCAAUGACUCUGUUCCUUCUUUAUUGCCAUAAAGGAGAUUCUUGUGAAGUGCCCCCUCCCUCCCGCGUGCUUCCCUCGCAUGUGUUCCCUUGUGGUAACUCUAAUGAAACCGUCUGAUCUGAACCCAGCACUUAACUUCUUUAACCAUUGGAAUUUUUGAAGGAUUCCUGGUGCACCUUUCUCAUGUUGUAGUGAUUGCCAUAAAUCUAUCUUUUCAAAACUCUUCAAUGGGAUUUUAAAGUUUUAGAAUCUUGAACUCCCAGGCUUUCAAGCUUGUAUAUAGUUAGUUUUAUACUAGGCAAACCAGUUUAGCUAUACAGGUAUAAUGCACCUUUUAAAAGCACUAUGUUUUUUUCACAGGAUAUUACUGUUUUCCUCAUGGAUGUCAAGAACAGCAAAUUUUACUGUUCCAGAGUAUUUUACUAUUCUGUUUGUAUUAGUCUAGUUUUCAGGCGACGUCUUAGGGAAAAAAAACAAAAAAAACCCAACCCAAGUCUCUGCAGCAGCUAAUGUGACUCAUGGUACUGGACUGUACACCAAACAGAAGAUUGUGAAUGUUUCCUAAAUCUUUCAUAUUGAAUCCCAUACAUAUUAUGACCAUGUUCUGAGUAGUGUUGAAUUAAGCAUUAUUUUAAACUAAAGCAUGAUACGUACAUGAAAAGGAGAUGCUUUCGGAGCACCACGGGAACAGAGGAAUGGAGUGUAACGGAACGUCUUCUCUGGCUGGGCAUCCAAAAGAGCCAGGAAAAUAUAUUUAGUGCCCUGUGAUCUCAGUAGAAGAGAGAAUGUGGUUGAUGACUUAUACUAGUCCUUGUUUAAAAACACAAAACUAAACAAAACAAAAAAAACCCUCUUCUUUCAUAUAUAUGGGAGCUUUAUAUAUCUGGCUUCUCUGAUGCAGUCUCUCUUUGUCAGUUUCCCUGACUCAAUUAUCUAAAUAUAAAGAUGACAAAAAUUUAAAGGAUUUAUAAAAUAAAAAACAAAUAAUUGUCCAUUUUUAUAUAAGAUCAUCAAAUUUAAGAGACGUUAUUGUAUGGUUUGAAGAGCGUGUUGAAAAUUGUCUUUGUUUUUCAUGUUUAAUACGCAAAUUCUUUAUUCUUCACGUUGCUGUGAUUAAUCCAGAUUAGUUGCACCAGAUGCACUUGGUUGCACUGAAAUGUUUCUUUUUCCCAAGAGCAAACAUGUUGUGAUUGUGCCUAAGGACCAUAAGCGGAUGGGUUACUGGCAGUCUAUCCCAGGUAAAUAAUUAGAGCUCACAAGCAUAAUUGGAGGAUCAUUAUCCAAUUUUCGGAGCCACAGUUAUUCAAAGACACGUAACGUAUAAUUUGGAGCAGCUCCAUUUUUCUUCUGUGUUUAGAAAUAAGGCUGAUGAAUCUGAUUGCACUAAAACUGGAAAGACAUUCAUGUACUUUAGAAUGUUCCUCGCUGUAUGAGCAGCACUGGUCUUUUUUAAUUGAUUGCUGGAGAAGAAGUCAAGAAAGGAGCAAAUUAUGUUUAAGCAAUGCAUAUUACGGACAUUUACACUACACAGUGUGAUAUCAUGUUUAGUUGUGUUCUAUCCUGAAUCCAUGCAAGACUUUAGACAUAACCACUAUACAUUCCACACUAAAAUUGUGAUCCAAACUAGGCAGGUGGUAGAUAUGUUUGCUCUGUUUUUUUGUCCCAGUGAGUGUAAUAAGUAUUUCCAUUGAGAGUGAGUUCCCAGUCACCUUUAAUGCUUUUUUUUCUCUCUCAAAAAUGUUUUGCUUUUAUGACCAGUUGGAAACCUGGUUUGGCCAAACCAGCUGCCACAAGUUUUUGCUCCGUUUGCCAGUGGCACCAGGCUUCUCUGGAAAGUGACUGAAGAUAGAAUGGGCAAGAAACGAUAAACAUGAAAUGAAGCAAUUUGAAGGAAAAUAUAAAUUAUUAUUAGGACAAAAUCAUCUCCUAUUGAAUACUUUCCGUCUUUAUUCUUUGUGAUACUACAUGUCCUGUGCUUCUGAGUAUCUUAGUUGGCAGGAAGUGAUUUUAAUUGUUAGUAAAUUUCUUUACCUGCUUGCAACAUAUCUGGGCUCAAAAGAUGCAAGUCCCCACCUCUUAAUGAUGUCAAUGGGAGCCCAUGUCUGCCUGAAAGAGAAUUUUGCCCCUGCCCUACAGCAGCAUUAUUGGAUAUUCUUGUGACUGGCUUCCAAUUUUCUGGAUACCAGGUUUCUGAUGUGCUGAUCGUUGUCUCCUGUCUUCUUCAUAUCCCUCUGUCCUCUCAAAACACCAUUGGUUAUUGUAACAUAAUUGUCUAAUGUUGGUCCCCCUCCCAUCUCCUUUGAUUCAUUAUCAAAUUAUUGAUGGUGGCAGGGGGACAAAAAUCUGCUUGUAGUUAAGCUGGACUCGUGUCAACAAAGCUGAAUCAUAGUGUAGGUUCAUCGAUGUGUGGAGUGCAAAGAUACACAGCAUUAUAAUGUGCUUUAAUUCAAUGAGCUUCCAUCCCCUAGAAUGACUGCUAUCACCAUUGUCUAAACUGAAUAGAUAAUUCUGUAUUUUCUAGAUCUAAAUUGCUUGCUGUGCUUUAGCCCCUUGCAGCUUCUAUGCACGUGCAAAGCUGAGCUAACUCCUCCAUUGCCUUCAAAAUAAAAGUAGAAAGGGGAAUAAAUAAAAGCAGUGUUACUGCUUAAAAAUGUUUACUGUGCACGUUUGCUCGCUUUCUCUCUCUUUGUCAGUUGGUGUUUGGAUAUUUGGCCUUUUCUGGUGAGCUAUGUGUGAAUUUCAGGGUGGAUGGGAGCCAACAUGAGAGAGACUUGUUCAGAGGUAAUUUCAUGAGGAAAAAUGCUCUUUGUUUUCAGAGGUUAAUCAUGUAAUAUGUUAUGGGAACCCAGGAUCAUGUAUAUUUUUCUACCUGUGCAGUUUUGGUAAUUGACACUUAUUAUUAUUCACAGUUUUGACCUUACCCAUAACCUCUGUGUGCCCUCAGAAAGGUAUUUCACACUGGUAACUAGAAAUGGAAAGUGACAUCAACUUGAUUGUUUUCUCAUUCCUGUUCCCUUGGUGAAACAGUGGACAGUCAAAUACCAUCCUGCAAUGUUUCUCAUCUCAUUUUUGGAGAAGACAGGAGAGUGAGGAAUGGGAUUAGCAGCAUAGUCUACAUUGGUGAAGUUUAUGUAGCACAAACUGCACAAUGAAGGAAGAAUAUUGUGAAAGCUGCGAGUCCUGCACUGUAUUUGUGACACUGUAUCUUUUGUGGGGUGGGGAGGGAAGAGCAUUCUGAGGGGAGGGUGGGGGUAGCUUGAAGUAUUCAAAUAUGUCUAAUAUUUUAUAUAAACAUAUUAAAGCUUAGUUCCCCUUCGUAAUCUUCAGUAAUGGUACUUAAACACCAUUAAGGAAAGAAUUGUUUUAGGAUUAAAUAAAUGUAUUGUACAUAAGGCCAUAUGUAAUCUUCUACAAGUGUCGCCACACAGGAGCGAUAUGUAUUACUAUAUGAAAAAAAAAAUCCUUAAUGCACUGUUAUCUCCUAAAUAUUUAGUAGUAAAUUAAUACUAUUUAAUUUUUUUAAAAAUCUGUCUUGUGUAGACACUAAAAAGUAUUACACAAAAUGUGGACUGAAAUUGUCCUUUUUAACAGCAAUUUAAAGAACUUUUAUAUAUGUAAUGUAGUACACUUUUCAAAUUGUUCUAGUUUGUAUUCUCCCAUGUUUACUAUUGGUGGAAGUGUGUCUGUUUCUCUUCAGCUAUUUUUUUAAUAAUUUCAUGCAAGUAUCCUUCAUUUUUGUAGUUUUUAUUGUAGAUUACUGCAUAUGCUCUUCAUGCUGCCACAAAGCUUUGCUACUUUAGCUCUCUGGUGGCCACAUACAGCAAUACCCAUGCUGAUGGGUUUGCAAAAACACAAAACAAAAUAUUUGUUUCUCAUUCUAGAGCUAAGAGUUGCUGCUUUUAAGUUCUCCUCAUGUCGCUCUUGAAAUGACUGUUAAAACUGAACUAUGAGUUCAUUGCAUUUAUUUUAUAUUCCUGGUUGUCAUGAAAUUGAAUUGACUUUGCUUCAGUGUGAAUUUUUUUAAUACAAAUAAUAUACAUUUUUAAUAAUAAUAAUAAAAGGUUCAAAUCAAAGAAGUGUGCUGGGAAGUUGUGAACAUCAGACUUUGAGUUACAAAAGAAGCAAAAUGUAUCCUGCAGAGUUGCAACCUGUAAUUGUAUUCAGAUGUUAUGAUAUCAUAAACCACACAAAACAGAUCUUGUGAAGCCUCCAGUUUGGAAUUAUAGCCUUUUAAAAUACCCAAGAGGGUAUUCGUGUUUUGCAUGUACGGUAAUAGAAUGAAGCUUUAUGGAAAAACAAAACAGGUGGAAUGCUUGGUGUACUCUCUAAAGUGAUUUAGCAUGCAGCUUGGAUACCACUUAUAAAAAUAUAAAACUACCAACCUGGUGAUUUUAUAUAUUUGUCUUCUGGAAAAGCUGUGCAUUUGGAGACUAAGCCCCCGUGCUUACCACCUUCCCUACCACCCUCCACCCUCCAAUCCCAUAUCCAGGCUAUCUUUGAAUAUAAUUCUCCCAAGUGCCUAGGGUGACAGCAUGUUAGAUUGGAGAACAUGAACUAGGGAACUCAGCUCUGUUUUUCAGGGUGAUUUUCUGUGCGUUGUUGGCUUGCAUAUUAUAACUCCACGAGUCAGUUUUUCAGAGAUGGUUGUUAUACUGGCUUUUCCAUAAACUACACCCAUUUUCUCCAUCCCAGCUGUGUGUGAGAGAAUGGCUGCCACCCACUUGCUUCUCAACUGACACUAAAACAGAGGCUUGAAUUUCUGUUGUAACUUUAGAACAAGGUAAGAACAUGCUAUGCCCAUGUUCACUAAGCUGCUGGCUUCUAGCAGAUAAAGGGUUCUGACUGAUUCUUCCUCCCUGAUACAUCAAAGGAUUAGGUUUAACAUGAUGCAUGCACGCUAUCAAAGAGGUUUCUUUGACUUUGUGUCUGCACUGAUGACUUGCAUUUCCAGUGUGUAGUACCUUUCACCUAGAAGGAUCCCAAAACAUUUUCCAGAUGAUAUUUACAAAGUAUAGGAAUCUCUUCACCAAGCAUUCCAAGCGGCUACAACAUGUGUGGUUAUGUUUAUUCCUCUUGAUGAGAGUAGGGCUGGUUAGCCGGUGGGAGUAGACAUGGUUAUAUAAAGGAUUCUCUGCCUACAUUACACCACUUACUAUGUUUUUUUCCUUUUCUACUUGUACUUGGUGGAGUGCAGCGGCAGCCUUUCAAAAUCCCUGGUACAUUGGAAUGUACAGCAUUGUCUCAGAGAUCAUUCAUCAUUCCCAGCAGUGUGCUUAAGUUGGAUGCCAGCCUUUGAGGUCUGGCAUUCUGUGUCAAAGAGCUAAGUUUAAGACUAAUGAUCUAAAGAAGAAUCAGCCCUGCAGCAUCCAGCCAUUUAUGGGUAAAGGCUGCAAAGACAGUAUUUAAAGCUGAGACAAGCUCAUGCUAAGAGUUAGCACCAAAGCAAAGGAGAGGCAACAAAAAGUGUCUUAAAGAGAGAAUAUUUGUUGCUGAUUGCAGAGAUACAAGUUCUAAACAUUCUGAACAGAAAAUCAGGCUGAAACUUUAAGGGCAAUAAAUUGUUACUUCAGAUGGUUUUACAGAUAUUGACAGAGGGGAGUGUGGAAGGCAGUGUUGUCUGGAGGAAUGAGCACAGACUUAGGAGUCAGGGGCCUGCAUUCACACUUUGGCUCUGUUACUGAUUCCAUGUGGCCUUAAAGUCACUGCUCCUUUCUGUCUGUUUCCUCAUUUAUAAAAUGGGGAUUAAAGGUAUCUCACUCACAGUAGUGGUUUCUGGAUUAGUUAGUUUCUGUAUAGUACUUUGAAAAUGUACAGUACUACAGAAAUGCUAGGUAUUAUUAACUCUGUCUAGAUAAAAAGAAAAGGAGUACUUGAGGCACCUUAGAGACUAACCAGUUUAUUUGAGCAUGAGCUUUCGUGAGCUACAGCUCACUUCAUCGGAUGCAUAGCAUAUCGUGGAAACUGCAGAAGACAUUAUAUACACACAGAGACCAUGAAACAAAACUUCCUCCCACCUCACUCCCCCGCUGGCAACAGCUUAUCUAAAGUGAUCCUCAAGUAGAGCCAUUCCAGCACAAAUCCAGGUUUUCUCACCCUUUUCCCCCCCCCCCAGUGAAUUUGUAUGUGUGUGUGUGGGGGGGGGGGAAGGGUGAGAAAACCUGGAUUUGUGCUGGAAAUGGCUCUACUUGAGGAUCACUUUAGAUAAGCUGUUGCCAGCGGGGGAGUGAGGUGGGAGGAAGUUUUGUUUCAUGGUCUCUGUGUGUAUAUAAUGUCUUCUGCAGUUUCCACGAUAUGCUAUGCAUCCGAUGAAGUGAGCUGUAGCUCACGAAAGCUCAUGCUCAAAUAAACUGGUUAGUCUCUAAGGUGCCACAAGUACUCCUUUUCUUUUUAAGAAUACAGACUAACACGGCUGUUACUCUGAAAUCUGUCUAGAUAAACUCAGAAGUUUAGCAUUGUUCCAGAGGCCAACAAAGGAUAACGCUGACCUGAAAUACUACUUAAUAGACAUUGGUUUUUCGUGCAAGUGAACUUCAUGCCCUUCUUUUCCAACACAGAGCAAUGUAUGGUCAGCAAAUGUGAUUCAUUUUUUAAUAUUCAGAAAGAAAAAUAUUUUAUUGUUUCAUCAAGACACUGCAGGGAUUGAUUUUUUCAUUAAUGAAUUAAAUAUUUAUUAGUGCAACAAUUAUAGUGAUUGAAACAACUGACGUUGUUGUGAAGGAUGUGAGUAAUGGGACUUUAGAUACAAUCAGCCUAUUAAAAUACUGUGCUAUUCCCAGAAUUCUUCUGCAACAAUAAUAUCCACAGUAAAUGUUUUUAAAAGUCAUAAUCCCUCAUUCUGGCAACAUUUAAAAUCUGAUGGUUAUUGCCAGCAUACAUAAUAUUUUUAUUUAACAUAAUUGUAUGAAAACACUAUCACAGGAUCAGUGUCUCUGGCUUUGAAAAUAAACAUCCUGGCAUGCAUGUGCAGUAUUUGUGAGAAAGCAUUAUAUGUGAGAUUGUGUUCUUUGGAAUCGCUUAAAUAGGAUACAGAAUUUGGAAGAAAGUGUAAAUUGCAUACUUUUAUUAUGUGCAUUCACAACAUGUGGCUAAAAAUGUUGUCUUCUCUUGUCUGUGAAUGAAAUAAGGCAGCAAAGCAUUCCAGAGGCUAUGUUUCCUUUAGGCGCCAUUCCAUAUCAAUGCAUUUUAGGUACAUUUUAAAACAAAAUGAGUCAAAUUGAUGCCUGAAAUCAAUUGUUAAACAAGGGAUCUAUUUGCCCCAGUAACGUCAUUGCAAAAUUGGAGUCAUGCUCUGUGGAUGUAAAUCUAAACUAGCAGUGAAAGUUACUAAAACAAAUUAGCUAGGGACUCUUCUCUCAUUUUUAAAUGUGAUCUUUGAAUCAGUAGUUUAAAAAAACCCUCCGAUUUCUUCUGUUGAAAGACACAGAACCUAUGAUAUGAAAUGUAAUCAUAAUGAUAUGUUCUAUACUCUCUCCAUCCCACAAGAAACUGAGAAUUCAAGCAGCGUAGGUAAUGUAUACAUGCAGGGCCAGGACAAUGGGGCCCUAAUCUUGAUUGAGGCACUCUGUGUGAUACAGUAAUGGAAAUAACCAAUGUCAUCUGACUUUUCCAGACUAAGUUUUUUAAAAAAACAACCCAAAAUCUAGGUCACUUUGCAUAAAGCAACAGUUCAACACUGAGAGGAUGCACACUAUGUUGUAAAGUAGCCUCAUUAAUUAACCUGAAAAUUACUUCAGCAGGGGAACUUUCAAACUGACAGCCAUUACAAAUGUAAACCUUUAGAAGGAAAAGAAUGUGGAAAAGGCAGGAAGGGCACGUGAGAUGUCUAAAAUUAGUGCUUAGUUGUACACUUUUACAGUGAUAUUACUACACUGCCUCACAUGCUGGCUAUUACUGAUAGCUUCAGUAAAUGUAGGAGGCCAAGCUUUUGAUUACAGGCCUGAUCUUGGUCUCUGAUGCAUAGAGCUUCAGUGAGAGUCCUAAGGCAUAUUCAAGGGCAGCAUUGCAAGAAAUGUUUUAAAUAAUUAUAAUUAAUCUCUUUAGAACAUACUUCUACAUGUUAACAAAUAGGGUCUCUGGCUUUCUUUGGGAUGUUAAAGAACAGAUGGAAAUGGAGUAUGGAUUCUGUUGAUUUUUGUUAGUGAAUGCAAUGCUAAUGAUGGGCUAGAUUAAUAGCCCUGGAGUCUGACAUUCUUCUUUUAUCUAUAGACUAGGCAACAGUACAAACUUCCACAUACCAUAUGGUCAGGCUGAUACACCCCUGUUCUGGAGGGAUGACCUCUAAGGAUGAGAGGUUGUUCAGGCUCUGUGAUCAUUCAAUCCUGAGUUUGCCAGCAAAGUUACAUAUGUGAUGUGGACACAUAAUCAUUAGGUCAUCAGCUCAUUUCAUAUAAGCCACAGAAAAGCCAUCAGAUAGGUUUUAACAGAAAAUCACUCCUGACUAAAGACAGAGACCUGGAGGUGAAAAGGUUCAAAAUUCCACUACCAACAUCAUGUGACCAUCCAGUCUACUGGGUAGCGAUGUGAGACAUUCAGAAAUUCUCAGAGCUUAGCAUUGUUACUAGGGCGAUACAACAUAAGCACUCUUACUAGUUUUUCACCAGUUUUCAAAAAUGAUAUAAAAGUACGUAAAUUCCUAGGGUAUAAUGAAAUCUAUCCCAGUUAUUUCUAUUUCCAACUAUGUAUCCAGGAUGUAUUUUAAUUGUGUUACCAGGAUCUGGUAGUGAUACACAAGGAAAAGCAAAGCUUUGAAUAAUUUGUCAUCUGAACUCAAUGUCACUCAUUAACGGGGAGACAUCAAAAGAAAUCAGGCUUUUUCUCUUGGCUGUCCUGAUGCUUGUGCUGGCAUUGCUUCUGCUGCAGCUGAUUACAGGUCUUAUCAGACCAUUGCAUUAUGAAGUAGCUAAUUCUUUUUGAAAACAUUUGAGGUUAAGUGGGAAAUGUUUAUUUUCUUCCAGAUGUAGCAUCACAACUGUAAAAUGUACAAAGGCAAAAGUGUGCAGUUUAACCUAAUAGCCAACAAUCCACUAUGGGGCAAAUUACACUCAUUUAGCAGAAAGAAUUCAUCUCCCAAUUAUGGAUUGACUUACCAAUGGCAAAAAGGUUGCAGACUUUGGUAUCUGAUUCUACCACCAUAAAUGCAUGAAUAUCUGCAUAGAGUUAGGGGUUUCAAAAUGCUGUUCUCUGCUAUAUUGACCAUAUCUGUUUACAUCCUUCUGCAUUUGGGGGGGAGCUUGUCAUGUCUCAUAAACAUAGAAAUGAUUCCCCAUCACUUCAGUUAAAAUAGGAAAAUGUACAAACAUUCCAAUGUGAAUAUACCUGUUGGGACAUAUCUUGGGUUGCCAUUAAAUAGUGCUGUUAAUAUAGGGAAUAUUAAAAAAAAAUCUUUGUAACAAUCCUGAA
This is a messenger RNA of Chelonia mydas (Green sea turtle), 11540 nucleotides long. It is a transcript of the gene CDK19, whose product is annotated as cyclin dependent kinase 19. NCBI's taxonomy places the organism in Eukaryota, Metazoa, Chordata, Testudines, Cheloniidae. Gene Ontology annotation, biological process: protein phosphorylation. The record is from RefSeq and is a predicted model, not a curated record. The transcript has 16 exons. Gene Ontology annotation, cellular component: nucleus; mediator complex; cytosol. The coding region runs from base 16 to 1983 and encodes 655 amino acids. Gene Ontology annotation, molecular function: ATP binding; cyclin-dependent protein serine/threonine kinase activity; RNA polymerase II CTD heptapeptide repeat kinase activity.